AUGAGUUUAGAGAAUGCUAUUGUUCAAUGGCUUAAUAAAUAUUAGUAAUUGAAUAUUUAGUCAUUUGAGAGCUUGGCUGAUGGUAAAGAUGCAUUUUUUAAUUAAAGGAUGCGCAUUUAGUUAAUUGUUGAAUUUAGUUGAUCCUACAUUCUUUUCUUUGGCGAGUGCUAAAAACUUAAAGAUUGAUAGUGAUGUUUAGAAGGUUUAAGGUCAUUUGUUUGAUAUGCUUUAAAAAAUUUAAUAAUAUCGAACGAAUAUUCAAUGCAAGCCUCCUGAUUAUAUUGAAAUAGAUGUUUUUGAGAUCACUGUAAAAUAAAAUAAGCAACAAAUUUUGGCAUUAUUUGAAUUGAUUAUGAAAGUUAUUCUUUCUUCUAAUAUAAGAGGAAAAUUUAUUGAGCCUAUUUUGAUGUUAGAGGAGAAAGUUUAGGAAACUUUAAUGCAUUUCCUUAAAAAUCAUCUCGAUGAAGUAUGAUAAAUUAUAUACAAUAUAGUCUGAUAAUUAAGCAAAUGAAUGGUAAGAGGAAAACUAUAUUCAAAGUCUGGUAUAAAAGAUGGAUGAAAUUGAAUCUUAAAAUACAGAAUUAAAAUAAAUACUAAAUGAAUCUGAAGAGAAAUAAAAGGCAUUAAAAAGUGCCUUAGAUGAUGCCUUAGUCUAAUUAGAAAAUAAAGAUAUGGAAAUCAGGGCACUCACAGAAUCUAAAUGUCAUUUAGAAAAAUGUAACCAAUUUUAUAAAUAAUUUAAGGUUUGGAGGAAAAGAUGGACUUUUAACUUGAAUAUAAGGAAAGUGAGAAAAUUCAUUAAAAGUGUUUGGAACAGGAACAUAAAUUGGCACAAUAUGAAUUAAUAAUUGAAGAUUUAAAAAGAAAAGAAAUCUAAUAUUUAUAACUAAAGGAUGAAUAUUAACAAAAUAAAUAUAAAUUACAAGAAAAUGAAAAAUUAGAAUAAAAAAUAGAAAGCGUAAAAAAUUAGAAAAUAUUAAUUAGCUACAAGAAAGAAGAGAAUUAGACAAAGAUGUAUACUAAAAAGGAAAAGAAAGAUAUGAAAAAGAAAUAGCUACAUUAUAAUAAAAUAUUAAGGAGUUAUUAUUAUAAUAAUCGGGGUUGAAAGAAUCAAAAUUAAAUUUAGAAUUACAAUUACAAUAAAAGUAAGCUAGAUUUGAAAGAACUUAAGAAUAGAUAAAAACUAUGGAAACUGAAUAUGGAUAAAAAAUUAGGGAGCUUUAAGAUUUGCUUGAAACUUUGCACUAAGCUGAAGAGGAUAUGCCCAAAAUAAAUAGUAGCAAUAAUUAAUAAUUGUCUUAAGAAAUGAAGUUAUCUAUGAAUUAGAAAAACGAAAAUUUUGAAAGAGAAUACUACAUUAAAGAAAAUCAUAAAUUGGAAGAAAAAAUAAAAGAAUUACAAGCUAAAAUCAAUGAAAUGCAAAUGGAAGAAGAAAGUAAGAAUUAAAAAAGCAAAUUUGAAUCAUAACUUUAAUAGUCUUAAUAAAUUUCAUUGUUAACAGAUAAAAUUAAAUAAUUUUAAGAACACAACUAAUAAUUGAAAAAAUAGAAUGAAGAGUUAAAAAAAUAGACUUAAAAUAAAAAAGUUACACAAAUUGAUUAUGAAAUAAGUUUGCUUUCUUUGUUAUCAGAAGCUUUUGCUAAAAAGGUGAAAGACUUUAAAGGUUAAGAAAAAGAAUGA
Messenger RNA from Paramecium primaurelia, 1680 nucleotides. NCBI's taxonomy places the organism in Eukaryota, Ciliophora, Oligohymenophorea, Peniculida, Parameciidae. The record is from the annotation of a GenBank genome assembly.